AUGGUCAGCUUGAGACAACACGUCGCGAGCGUCGUGGGCCGGUUCACGCCUGCGCCCUUCCAUCGGUACAAGCUCCUACACCAGCAAGAAGACCUCGCGAACAAUUCUUCACAGUCGCAUCAGGUAAUCAGACUCCGUUUGCGCCAUCCGUCUAAAUGGAGCGUCAAGCAUCGUGCCAUCGCCGUGCUUGCGACGCUGAUAGCCGUGGCUGUUGCUGUUGCGUGCUCCAUAUCCGUAUUCUCCUUGAAGAGAGCACCGACUCCCUUGCCACGGCCAAAGUUCGCGUGGCAGCACUUUCCGCUUGAGAAGGGAUAUUUCGAGGGACUGCGAAAGCUGGUUCCCGCCAAGCAGGGACAACAGGAUGCACAGCGUGUCUCCUCUUCAGGCAAAGGUCGCAUGGGAAAGCAGUACCCCGACCCUGUCGUGUACGAUCCCUACACGUCGCCACCUGGUUCACAGGCCCCUCCAGCUGCAGAACGGUGUUUUCUUGAUGAAGAGAACACAAUCAUCCCACCAGUCGUCUGGGCCUACAAUGGCGUGCCUGAAGGAGCACCGGAACCCAUGCUGGGCUCUCACGACGUGCUUGGCCUCAAUAAGGAUGUCUGUUUUGACAGGUAUGGAAGGUACGCGGCGUACGGGCUUGGCUAUCCCGCCAACGAGGGAGGCACCGGCCUCGGCAUCCACGGCGACAUGGACGGCACGGACAUGACCCUGAACAACGAUUCGCGCGUUGAUUGGCGUGGCGUCGACCUCGGCCGCGCACAGCGCCUAUGCGGAGAGAGGAAUCAGCAUCGCUUCUCACCGUCAACCCCACCGCCACUCCUGGAUGAUGUCUUCCAUUUCCGCCAGACAGGGACAUGGCCUGCCCCGUCGCCGGAGCCUGCAUCGUCAUCAUCACCAGACGCUUCUCAAGGCCGUAAUCACCGCGGCAUCGCUCGGACGGCCAUCGUCCUCCGCCUAUGGGACCAAUACACCUGGACAGACUACUCCCACCUAUACAUCCGGUCGCUCGUCACGGAACUCAACCUCAACGCCGGCGCGGCCUACGACAUCCACCUUCUCAUCCAGAUCAAAGACGGCAGCCCCAUCUGGGCAUCUCCCGAUGUCUACGACGCCGUGCUCGACCGCGUAGUCCCGUGCGAGUACCGCUCCAUGGCGACUCUAUGGUCCGAGGACCUCCUCUGCCUGCUCUACCCAGGCCCCUUCGAGCCGCAAUUCGACCGCCCGGGCCCGAUCCACAGCGUUGGCCGAAGCAUGCACAUGGCGUUGCAGUGGUUCGCGGCCCACCACCCGGAGUACGACUUGUUCUGGAACUGGGAGAUGGAUAUUAGGUAUAUCGGGCAUUGGUACGAGCUUUUUGACAGAGUCGAUCGGUGGUCGCACGCCCAGCCACGCGAGGGCCUGUGGGAGCGGGCAGGCCGGUUCUACAUCCCCUCUGCGCAUGGCGGGUGGGAGUCCUUUGCCAACGACACGGCGAUGAGGGCGCAGAAUCAUACCAGCGGCGACGGCGGGAGAGAUGACCAUAGCCAAAUGGACAAUAACGGUCUCAUCUCCGGCCCCCAAACAUUCCCGGGCUGGGAGGAAGACGAGCGCACUGCCGUCUUCGGCGAGGACUACCGCGCGAGAUUUGGCCUUCUCACGGCCUCCCCUCCUUCAAUGCCUUCUGGUUCUGUCUACGACGCAAGCUUCCGCGCGGACGAACCGGCCGACUACAUCACCUUCCUCCCACAAUUCCAACCCGCACGCACAUUCUGGAUCUUCCGCGCCGAUGUCUCAGGCUACGACACGGCGCUCCCGAUCCCGCCCCGCCGCACCAGCAUCGUCACGGCCAGCCGCUUCUCGCGCCGCCUGUUGUCACUCAUGCACCGCGAGACGUCCCUUGCGCGGCACAGCAUGGCGGGGGAGAUGUUCCCGGCCAGCAUCGCGCUGCAUUACGGGUUGAAGGCCGCCUUUGCGCCACACCCUAUGUACUUUGAUCGAGCGUGGAAUGACUCUGGCUCCCAGUAUGUUGAGGAGGUGUUUAAUGGGCACCCUGUCACGGGGGAGAGCGGCGGGUAUAGCGACAGUGUGUUUUCCGAGGCGUUGCAGCAUAAUUUUCGGGGUGGGACGUAUUACUAUGAUGCUGGCUUCGCAUCACGCUUAUGGAGGACGUGGUUGGGGUACCGGGAUGGCGAACAGGGUGGUGGGGAGUGGGAACGCGAUGGCAAGAGGAGUGCUGGCCGGAUGUGCUUGAGGAGCGUGUUGCUUCAUCCUGUCAAGUGGGAGGAGGGGGAUGUUGGGUAA
This is a messenger RNA of Cladophialophora yegresii CBS 114405, 2283 nucleotides long. RefSeq lists its product as uncharacterized. The transcript has a single exon. NCBI's taxonomy places the organism in Eukaryota, Fungi, Ascomycota, Eurotiomycetes, Chaetothyriales, Herpotrichiellaceae. Bases 1 to 2283 code for a protein of 760 amino acids. The record is from RefSeq and is a predicted model, not a curated record.